AAACAACCACGAUGAAGAAACAAAGAAAAUGUCAGAAGUUAUUGUGCUUUACGCCUUAACAUUUUCUUUUUUUGGUCAAAAAGGGCUUUUUAUUUCGACUUAGAAGGAUAAAAUGAACAAAGAUUUAAGAAAAUAUCCUAUUCUAUACAACGAAGACAAAAAUCGAACAGAUAUUCACGCUGAAUUGAAGAAAAUUAUUUGAAUCAAUUAAAUCAUCAAUCAUUACAAUUUUAUUUUACGAAAUUCAUAAAGAAGUGGUGUUUCAGUGAUCUCCGUUAUUUUGUAAAAGAAGAUUUGACUUCCUGAAUGAACUUUGUAAUUCUCAGUUGGACCAUAUUGAAAAUGCUCUACCAUUUGUUGUGGUGUUCAAUCAGUUUGUUUUCUUUUGUUUUUAAUGUUUUUUGGUUUGUUUGUAACGUUGCUUCGGCUGGUAUACCAUGGUUCACGCUAAUGCUGCUUAUUGUAUGUGUUGCAUCUAAAUUUGUUAAAUUGCGCAGCCCAAGUGCAAAAAGAUUAAUGAACUUUUUUGAAACCGGCGACGUUGCUACGGUCGACAAUCUUGCUUAUUGGCCAAUCGCAAAUCGCGCAGCUAGCUAUGACGCACCAGCUAAUUCAAAAGCUGCUAUCAAAAAGUGUAUUACACGUGGUUAUCGCAACGUUAUGCUAGAUGCCGGCUUAACAGCUUGCGGUGAAAUCGUUAUUGUAAAUCGAUCGACACUCGAACGAGCCGGACUUACGGGUGCUAUAUCACAACAUGCACUUGAAGAAUUACGAAGAGUCAAUAUUACAUCAGUACAUCCUUUAAGUUCAAAAUUCGAUGCCGAAUACGUUUAUACAUUAAGUGAAUUAAUGGAAUUUUUGGAAAAUAAUCGAUUAAUCAUAUUUUUACGUAUAUCUGACCAUAGCUCACACAUGAUCGAAAAACUUAAAGCUUUUAUUAAAAAAAACGCACAAUUUUUGAAUCAAAUAAUACUUAUUAGCUCAUCACCUUAUGCUAUAUAUCAGCUACGAAAAACUGAAACAGACUUAGUGUGUGGGCUUUGGACUGAAAAAUUUCUGGCAUUGCCUAUUCUCAAAGCUUCAACACUUGCCACUUCAAUUUAUGGUGCUAUAUAUCGUAAUAUUAUUGCGCCUGUAGUUGGCGUAAGUGUUGUCUUCGUCAAUAAAGAAGAAUUUAAUUUACAUAUAGCAGAACUAUGGCGAAAUGUAGGAGUACGGCCAAUAGUUUAUAAUAUUAAUUCACCAAAUGAAAAGCGUUACUUUCAAAAAACGAUGAAAACACAAUAUCUGACUGAUUCCCUUCGCUCAGAACCGCACUUACUUAUGAAAGCUUAAGUAGUAACUCUAAAACAACAUAGUUUAUAGUUAUUAAAACCAAAUAAAUAAUAAUAUUUAAGUACA
Teleopsis dalmanni is the source of this 1401-nucleotide messenger RNA. Its product is annotated as glycerophosphodiester phosphodiesterase 1-like. Gene Ontology annotation, biological process: lipid metabolic process. The coding region runs from base 307 to 1335 and encodes 342 amino acids. NCBI's taxonomy places the organism in Eukaryota, Metazoa, Arthropoda, Insecta, Diptera, Diopsidae. The transcript has 6 exons. Gene Ontology annotation, molecular function: phosphoric diester hydrolase activity. The record is from RefSeq and is a predicted model, not a curated record.